AGCAAGCUUACUAAAGUUUAGAGUGAAACACAAGCAUUAAAGUAGUGACUUGUGCCCACUGGUUUGCUACUAUUUUUUGUUGUUGUGGAGUCAUUGUCUUAACCAUGAACGAGGAAGGGAGAGAGAGAGAGAGAGAGAGAGGCUGAAAAGCUUCUCAUAUGAUUCCUCAUAUAUCUUUGGUGGUGACCUGAGCUACUGUAACUGAGCCAAAAGGGAGAAGCUAUUGGCUCGUCUUCAAAAGCUCAUGAGAUGACUUGUGCACUACUAAAGUUCGAGUUCUGAAAGCUGCUGGAUUCCCAAUCUGGACCUAAAGCAACCCCAAGUUAGAUGGUGGUUUAUGGACCCUUCUGUGUCCUCUUCAUCUGCUGCACGAGUCCAGAAACAAUUCCAUCAUAAAGUGUGGCAAAGCUUUUGCCUCUUCAUAUACUGCAAAUCAUAUGUAUCACUGCAUGUCUACCUUUUUUGAUCUCAACAUGAAUCAUAUUCAACAGUGCACAAGAAAGAGCUCCAUUAUGAACCUUAACAGUGAACCUGUGAACUCAACAACCUUCCACAAUAUACAUGUCGACAAGCAAAUAUGCUGUGGACCAAAGCUAAGUUUGCCUCCACCCUUUUGGCUUUUGCUCACUUUAUUAGCUCUCUCUACCAUGGGCAAUGGUGCCCUCUCUCCCACUAGCUUGUGGCCUCUCAUGCCAAUGGAUGCAUGUGAUCAGCUGACAACUCCAGUCCUUUCUGCUAACUCUCUUCUCUCUCUUUUCCUCCCGUGAUCUUCCUGUGUCAACUUAUUCCUCUUGUAUAAAUGUUGGGAGUUAUCCUCGCAAGGCGCCAACACGCAUGAAUCACUACUUAGAUCUCUUCCUCACCCAGUUUGUAGCAGUCAUGACACCCUUCUUGCUUCCACUCCUGCUGCUGCUUGCUCUGCCAUUGCCAUUGGCGAGAAGCCAUGACUACCACGACGCAUUGGCCAAAUCCAUUAUGUUCUUUGAAGGCCAGAGGUCCGGCAAGCUGCCGGCGGACCAGCGCGCCGAGUGGCGCGGCGACUCGGCCUUGUUGGACGGGUCCGAGGUCGGAGUCGACCUCACCGGAGGGUACUACGACGCCGGGGACAACGUCAAGUUCGGCUUCCCCAUGGCCUUCACCACCACGAUGCUGUCGUGGAGCGUCAUCGAGUUCGGCGACUGCAUGCCGGCUGACGAGCUCCGCAACGCCGCGGCGGCCAUCCGAUGGGCCACGGACUACCUCCUCAAGACCGUCUCCCACCCCGGCAUCGUCUUCGUUCAGGUGGGGAACCCUAUAAGCGACCACAACUGCUGGGAGCGGCCGGAGGACAUGGACACGGCGCGGACGGUAUACUACGUGAGCGCGGACCGGCCGGGGUCCGAGGUGGCGGGCGAGACGGCGGCCGCAUUGGCGGCGGCGUCGAUGGUGUUCCGCCAGACCGACUCGGCCUACUCGCGGAAGCUGCUGAAGAAUGCAAUGAGGGUGUUCGAGUUCGCCGACACCCACAAGGGUGCUUACAGUGACGACCCCGGGCUCAAAGCUGGGGUGUGCCCCUUCUACUGUGAUUUCGAUGGAUACCAGGAUGAGUUACUGUGGGGAGCAGCAUGGCUCAGAAGGGCCUCAAGAAACGAUUCCUUCCUCAAUUACAUCCAAAACAAUGGCAAAACUCUUGGAGCAGAUGACAACAUCAAUGAGUUCGGAUGGGACAACAAGCAUGCCGGCCUCAAUGUCCUCAUCUCCAAGGAGUUCAUGGAAGGACAAGUGCUCUCGCUGGAGUCCUACAAAGAGUUUGCCGACAGCUUUAUGUGCACACUGAUACCGGAGUCUUUCUCCUCACACAUCCAAUACACUCCCGGUGGGCUCAUCUACAAGCCCGGAGGCAGCAACAUGCAGCAUGUGACCUCCAUCUCUUUCCUCCUCCUCGCCUACGCCAAGUACCUCGCCAAGUCUUCGCAGACUGUGAACUGUGGCAGCAUCCAGGUUGCUCCAUCGUCUCUUCAGCUUCAAGCCAAGAAGCAGAUUGAUUACGUGCUGGGGGACAAUCCGAUGAACAUGUCGUACAUGGUUGGAUAUGGAGAUCGAUAUCCGCAGCGAGUUCACCACCGGGGUUCUUCGUUGCCGUCAAUCUCCAGCCAUCCCAGGUUCAUUGCAUGCAAGGACGGCACAGAUUACUACAGGUCUCCGAACCCUAACAUCAACCCUCACGUCGGAGCGGUGGUCGGCGGCCCUUCCGACGACGACGUCUACGAGGAUGACCGUGCGGAUUUCCGCAAAUCAGAGCCUACUACCUAUAUCAACGCUCCGUUGGUUGGCGCUCUGGCCUACUUUGUGGCGAACCCUAAUGCAGGCCUUGUUCUUAGGUAGUGGCAUGCAUGGGGAGUUCCAAGUGUACAUGAAACUGGAGUAACUAAAGAAAGGAAACAAAAGAAAAGAAUGCCAUGGGAUUUGAUUCAUCGCAAACCAAAGAGUUAUAUGCAUUUAGCCCCAAAAGUUUUUCCUUGAAUGACAUGUUCCUUUUUCACAUCAAUUAAGGGUAUUACAGUUCAAGUUCCAACCAUCUUUUACAAGGUUUAGAU
This is a messenger RNA of Musa acuminata subsp. malaccensis (wild Malaysian banana), 2576 nucleotides long. RefSeq names its product endoglucanase 23-like. Gene Ontology annotation, biological process: carbohydrate metabolic process. Gene Ontology annotation, molecular function: hydrolase activity, hydrolyzing O-glycosyl compounds. Lineage: Eukaryota; Viridiplantae; Streptophyta; Magnoliopsida; Zingiberales; Musaceae. The record is from RefSeq and is a predicted model, not a curated record.